GGGACUCCAGGUGCAGCCCUAAGGCCCGGGAAGAUCUGCGGGAGGCGGCAGGACCCAGGGCGUUGAAUGCCCGGCCACAAGAUCAACCUCCUCCCAUUGGCGAAAGGAUCCCCUAAGAGCGUGUGCCCAGAAGGGAGGCCUCGGCCUGGUCAAGUCCUCUAGCAGGAAGGGUCCCGGACAGUGCAAAGCAAAUGCAGGAGGACCCCCGCCCUAGCCGAUGGGAAAUGCCCCAGCCGUUGAAGGCGGAAGUAACGGCCUGUAGGCAACGGAACUCCCAGCGUUCGCAAAGGAGGGAGGAGCCGGAAACUCAGGGCGCGACGCCUGUGGGCCCAGUGGGAAGAUGGAAGAGUUGAGUCAAGCCCUGGCUAGUAGCUUUUCUGUGUCUCAAGAUCUGAACAGCACAGCUGCCCCACACCCCCGCCUAUCCCAGUACAAGUCCAAGUACAGUUCCUUGGAGCAGAGUGAGCGCCGCCGGCGGUUACUGGAACUGCAGAAAUUAAAGCGGCUGGAUUAUGUGAACCAUGCCAGAAGACUGGCUGAAGAUGACUGGACAGGGAUGGAGAGUGAGGAAAAAAAUAAGAAAGAUGAUGAAGAAAUGGACAUUGACACUGUCAAGAAGUUACCAAAACGCUAUGCUAAUCAAUUGAUGCUUUCUGAGUGGUUAAUUGACGUUCCUUCAGAUUUGGGGCAGGAAUGGAUUGUGGUCGUGUGCCCUGUUGGAAAAAGAGCCCUUAUCGUGGCCUCCAGGGGUUCUACCAGUGCCUACACUAAGAGUGGCUACUGUGUCAACAGGUUUUCUUCACUUCUGCCAGGAGGCAACAGGCGAAACUCAACAGCAAAAGACUACAGCAUUCUAGAUUGUAUUUACAGUGAGGCAAACCAGACCUACUACGUUCUGGAUGUGAUGUGCUGGCGGGGACACCCUUUUUAUGAUUGCCAGACUGAUUUCCGGUUCUACUGGAUGCAUUCAAAGUUACCAGAAGAAGAAGGACUGGGAGAGAAAACCAAGCUUAAUCCCUUUAAAUUUGUGGGGCUAAAGAAUUUCCCUUGCACUCCCGAAAGCCUGUGUGAUGUGCUAUCUAUGGAUUUCCCUUUUGAGGUAGAUGGACUUCUCUUCUACCACAAGCAGACCCACUACAGCCCCGGAAGCACCCCCUUGGUGGGCUGGCUGCGCCCCUACAUGGUGUCAGAUGUCCUUGGUGUAGCUGUGCCGGCUGGCCCACUGACCACCAAGCCAGACUAUGCUGGGUACCAGCUCCAGCAGAUUAUGGAGCACAAGAAGAGCCAGAAGGAAGGCAUGAAGGAGAAACUCACACACAAGGCCCCUGAGAAUGGGCACUAUGAGUUGGAGCACCUGUCUACCCCCAAGUUGAAGAGUUCUCCCCAUAGCCCAGACCACCCUGGAAGCCUCAUGGAGAAUUAAAGAGGGAAGCCUCCUUAAGGAGCCACAGGAUGGUACCUGGCCCCAAAAGGAAUCCUGGGGAGGAGGACAGUGACAACAGGUGACUUCAUUCUUUAGAGUGAACUUUCCAAACCCAGUCCAGCUGGAAACAGCUUAUCUAUAAUCUGAAAUGCUGGCUCAAACAGUUAUGGGGAGGUUCCCAGAUUGCAUAGCAUUCAGAUUGAUUUGAGCAGCUCCUACUGUGAUAAGUGUAUCCCAGAUCCACAAUGUAAAUAUAUGUGAUUUGUAAGAAAGAA
Molecule: messenger RNA, 1698 nt
Organism: Nomascus leucogenys (northern white-cheeked gibbon)
Lineage: Eukaryota; Metazoa; Chordata; Mammalia; Primates; Hylobatidae
Gene: SNUPN
Product: snurportin 1
Exons: 9
Coding region: 341-1423 (360 amino acids)
Biological process (GO): snRNA import into nucleus; protein import into nucleus
Cellular component (GO): cytoplasm; nucleus
Molecular function (GO): nuclear import signal receptor activity; protein binding
Source: RefSeq, a predicted model, not a curated record